AUGGAGAAUUCCGCAUUAAUAAACGCCAAAAAUGUUUUUUUUUACACAAGGGAUAAAAAAAGCGUAAGGGAACAGAACAUCAGCUCUUGGGUACCUGAACUUCCGGCUUUCGAACAUGGAAUUAUGGAAGGACGCGUAGUUAUUGGACACCAGCUUUGGACGUCUAAAGUUCCAGAUUCCGGACAUGAAAGUCAGGCCGAACCGCAACUUGGAUUUCCUCAAGGAAUAUCAAGUCAAGCUGAAUCGACCCCAUCGAAUUCGACAACUGGAAAUAGCGAUGAGGAGAGUAAGAACAAUGCCUGCAAUCCUAUGGUGCUAUCUGAAUGUUCAACAAGAAUCCGAGCACUGUCAUCACAAUUGGGGUCAUUGCUCCGAGUCAAUACCCCUGAGGGCAAUGUACGGGCAGAGAAAAAGCUUUGUCACCUUGUACUUCCGAAAGAUCGAAUUAAAAUAUGGAAGAAUAAGGCUGAUUCUUCCGUGUGCCAAGUGUUACUGGGUGAUGAAAUCAAUGGAGUACAUGGGUGUCGCACGCGCAAAAAAAAAAAUAUUAAUAUAACUGAAUUGAAAAAGUGGUUAGAAGUCGGUAAACCAUUUGAAGAAGACGACGAAAUUUUAGCAUUCAAAAAAGCUAAGGAAACAGAAGCUCGUAAGAAUGGUAAAUCAGUUGGGGAGAUUAUUAAGACCAGAUCAGCUGGAACCAGAGGAAAUAAUACUAUCAAUGAAGGGAAAUAUACGCCAGUAGAGAUGCUUCAUCCGGGAAGGGAGUCUAAAAUCCAUCUUUGA
Rhizophagus irregularis DAOM 181602=DAOM 197198 is the source of this 783-nucleotide messenger RNA. The record is from RefSeq and is a predicted model, not a curated record. Lineage: Eukaryota; Fungi; Glomeromycota; Glomeromycetes; Glomerales; Glomeraceae.